ACAACUCUGGACAAAAUAGUGAUUGUAUUUUCUACAGAUUUUAUUUGUUGGCGAUGAAAAUUUCAAGUUUAUGGUUUCUAUUUCAAACUUGAUAAUUCAAAUGGGAAAGCAUUAGUACAAAUGAUUUGAAAAUUAGUCAUGCCAGGUUUAGAAGAAAGUAUUUCACACGACACCAGUCCACCCACAGAGAGCCUAAUGUCCGAUGGAAUUAUAUCCGAGCAAGUGAAAAAAUUUUUGUUCACAUCUCGUAAAACCCAGGAUAACGUGCAGUGUAACGAUACCUUAGAGAUUUAUAUUCCAGAGUUACUUCAAGCUAGUUAUAGUUUUUAUACUUGGCCAUCUGCACCUGUAUUAGCUUGGUUUCUUUGGGAACACAAAGAAGAACUUGUUGGAAAAAGAGUUUUAGAACUUGGAUCGGGUACAGCUCUUCCUGGGAUUUUAGCUAGUAAAUGUGGUGCCAUUGUAACUUUAAGCGAUUCUGCUAGUCUUCCUCGAAGUCUACAACAUAUAAGAAGAAGUUGCGAAUUAAAUGGUGUUUUGUCUCAAGUUCAAAUUGUCGGUAUUACAUGGGGAUUAUUUUUGUCUAGUUUAUUUACCAUUGGUCCGUUGGAUUUAAUUCUUGGAUCUGAUUGUUUCUAUGAACCAACAGUAUUUGAGGACAUAGUUGUUACAAUAGCUUUCUUAUUGGAGAGAAAUCCGAAUGCAAAAUUUCUUUGUACGUAUCAGGAACGAAGCGCAGAUUGGUCCAUAGAACAUCUGUUAAAUAAAUGGAAUCUCACUUGCACUCAUAUAUCGUUGGCUGGACUUGGCAGUGAUUCUGACAUAAACAUAUAUGAUUUAAUGCAAGAUCAUACUAUUCAUUUAUUAAGUAUACAACGUGCAACUUGAAUAGGUUCAAAUUGUCAUGGGUUCUGGAUAUUUAAUCUAUAUACGUAAUAUUCCUUGGACUGUUUCUCAUUUUGAUCUUCAGAAAUAUUUUUCAAUGUUUGGUGAUGUGACAAAAGCAAAAGUCACAUUUAACAAU
This is a messenger RNA of Hylaeus volcanicus, 1024 nucleotides long. Its product is annotated as histone-arginine methyltransferase METTL23. The coding region runs from base 139 to 888 and encodes 249 amino acids. The record is from RefSeq and is a predicted model, not a curated record. NCBI's taxonomy places the organism in Eukaryota, Metazoa, Arthropoda, Insecta, Hymenoptera, Colletidae. Gene Ontology annotation, cellular component: nucleus; cytoplasm. The transcript is spliced from 2 exons.